CGUUUGUUUACGCGGCAUAGAGACGUCGCGCUCGACCACUUUGGAUGUAUAUCUAUACAUAUAUCUAUCUGUAUUGACAUUUUUUAUAAGUGAUAAAUUGGUUUUUGUUAAUCUGGAUUUGUGAUGGAAGAUGAAGGCGAUAUGCCCGUCAAAGACGACAGCAAGCGGCCGCUGAUCGGCGUCAUAGAUGACGGAACGAAGACUGUAAGAUUUGUGAUAUAUGAGGCAGAGAGAUCGGAAGAGUUGACGUCAUAUCAACUCGACAAAACGGAAAUCCAGCCCCAAGAGGGGUGGUGGGAACAAGACCCAUUAGAGAUCAUACACCAUAUCAAAGUGUGUGCUGAACAGGCUAUCGGGCAACUGACUGAAUUAGGUUAUAGUAAAGAAGAUUUGGUAACGUUAGGCAUCACAAACCAAAGGGAAACAACUAUAGCAUGGGACAAACUUACCGGGGAGCCGUUACAUCCAGCUAUAGGAUGGAACGACAUAAGAACAGAUUCAACGGUGGACGCUAUCCUAGCUAAAGUGCCAGACAGAAAUAAGAAUCAUCUGAAGAACAUAUGUGGAUUACCAAUCAGUCCAUACUUCAGUGCUCUGAAGAUGAGGUGGCUGAAGGACAACGUGAAGGCUGUUAGGAGAGCCAGCAGAGACAAGCGGUUACUAUUUGGGACUGUUGACUCUUGGAUUAUAUGGAAUUUAACGGGGGGUGUUCAAGGUGGACUUCACAUUACAGAUGUAACUAAUGCCUCUAGGACUCUACUCAUGAAUUUGGAAACUCUAAACUGGGACCCCAUGCUGUGUAGGUUAUUUGGAAUACACCGUGAUUGUCUUGCACAAAUCCGGAGUAGUUCCGAAGUGUAUGGUGUUGUGAACAAUGGAUCAAUUUUGGACGGCAUCCGAAUAUCUGGAAUAUUAGGUAACCAGCAGUCCGCGUUAGUGGGUCAGAACUGCUUACUUGCAGGUCAGGCUAAGAACACUUAUAGGAGCGGAUGCUUCCUACUUUACAACACAGGAACAAGACGUGUACAGUCCACUCAUGGACUGCUGACUACAGUUGCGUACAAACUGGGACCAAAUGCACCCGCCGUGUACGCAUUGGAAGGUUCAAUAGCCGUAGCUGGUGGCGCCAUGAAAUUCCUCCGGGACAACUUGAAACUAAUAAAAGACAUAACAAAAGACACUGAACACAUAGCUGGCCAGGUUUUUUCCACCGGCGAUGUGUAUUUUGUACCUGCUUUUAGCGGAUUAUAUGCGCCUUAUUGGCGGAAGGACGCUAGAGGUAUCAUAUGCGGUUUGACGUCCUUCACAACAAAAAAUCACGUCAUAAGGGCUGCUUUGGAAGCUGUCUGUUUUCAAACUAGAGAUAUAUUGGAAGCAAUGAACAAAGACUGCGGAAUGCCAUUGUCGAAACUCCAUGUUGACGGCAAGAUGACAUCCAACGAUCUUCUGAUGCAGCUCCAAAGCGAUCUCAUCGGUAUCCCAGUGUUGCGUGCCCAAUCGUGGGAUAUGUCUGCGUUGGGCGUAGCGGUAAUAGCGGGGGAUAGUACGGGCGUGUGGAGCUGCGAGAAAUGGCGACGUCACGCCACAGCUACCGAUACUUUCCUGCCCACUGCCACUGACGACGAUCGAGAUGCGAGAUAUACCAAAUGGAAAAUGGCCGUGCAACGUUCCCUCGGAUGGGCGACUACCAAAAAAUCUAUCGCAAUGACAGGUCAGACCAAAAGAAAGGGUAGCAUGGUACAUAAUAUACAAAGCUUCGACAAUACCAGUAGGAAAAAUUCGGUAUUAGACGAGAACCAAACAGAAUCUAGGAAAAACUCUUUAGCUAGCACUAAUUCUAGUAGGGGUACAUCUCUCUACGAAUAUACCAACGGCGAGAGUAGUAAAGACAAUUCUUUGCUGGAAUAUUCCAUGGAAACUGAUAAACACGUAACGCCAUCUAUUGAUAAUAGAAUGCAAUCUUUCGAGUAUUCAGAAGACGGCGUAAACGCAUACGAAGAACUUCUAAAAUAUUCCGCUAGGAAGUUUUCAGUAUACGUUCCAUCGAAACCUAGAAAACCGGAACAUACCAUAUUAGAUGAUGCCGAUUAUUUUAACGCUAAAAAGGAAUGCGAUUACGGCAUGUGCCAGUGUUGCGAUGUAGAGAAAAAGGUACUAACUAACUGGAAAUCGAUUGAGGAAAUAAUCGAGAACGACCCAGAGAUUAUAUUCGAUUCUGACGACAAUCCGAUUAUUGUCGAACCGGUCCAUGAGUCUAAUGACGAUUCUAUACAGGAAUUGUCGAACGUGUUUAAAGUUAUAUAUAAUAAAUUAACGCAUACUAAUUUAACGUGAUUCCUAUUUACUGUUACUCUAUGGUUUUAUCGGUUUGUUAUUUUAUAUAUAUCGCACAUCCCAUAGAACAAUUAAAUAAUUGCAUUAUUAAUUUUUUAAGAAACUCGAAAAUAUAGUAUGAAAUAGGAUAUAUUCUAAGAUAACCACAAAAUUGUUAUUUAUCGAUACUAACUUAAAGGUCAUUGAAUUAUAAUUUAGUCAUUUAAUCUUUAGAUUAGUAAAUCAGUAACUGAUAAUUAUCACAUGAAAUUGUAGUAUUUUACUUUUUUUUUGUAAUUAUAUUAUUGUUCUACCGGAUGAUGGAAUGUCGCGAUGUUUAUUUUAUAAAAAUUAUUUCAAAACAUGAAAAUCUAAAAAUACGAAAUGAAAAUCUAAAAACACCGGAAACUAAAAAGAAAAAAAAAAUACCUUGAAAUUGGCUUUGCCUAUGAUUUCUCAACACAACAACAAAUAAAAAAUAUAAUCAUUCUCUACUUUAACAAUAAUCAAAUGUUCAGGAAUUUCUAAAUAAGAUAAAUAUCAUGACUGCUCUAACGAAUCGAUUGUAAUUUAUUAAUCGAAUGAGUAUUAUGUAAUCGAAUACAUUUUAAAGUCUGUUUUACUGUAGAAUUUAUCAUUGAAGAUAUUAUAGACUUAGGAUAGACGUUAGUAGAUGUAUUUUUCAUUUCUUAAAAGACAUAUUGUGCCAAUAUGGCUAAUAAAUAGCAAAGCAUUAUAAACAUUAGAAAAUUUGAUAAUUGAUAGAAAUAUGUACUUAAACAUAUGUUAUUUUAUAUUCAAUACUAAACGUAUGAAUUUCAAAUGUAUUGUCUAUAUUUUAAAUAUAAAUAAGUUAAUUUAUUUACGAGUCUUUAAAAUAAAAGUAUUAUUUUAUUCUUUCAUUUUGGGUCUUUAUUUCUUUUAA
This is a messenger RNA of Diatraea saccharalis (sugarcane borer), 3238 nucleotides long. The record is from the annotation of a GenBank genome assembly. NCBI's taxonomy places the organism in Eukaryota, Metazoa, Arthropoda, Insecta, Lepidoptera, Crambidae.